Messenger RNA from Harmonia axyridis, 2076 nucleotides. RefSeq lists its product as uncharacterized. Gene Ontology annotation, molecular function: zinc ion binding; nucleic acid binding. The record is from RefSeq and is a predicted model, not a curated record. The transcript has 2 exons. The coding region runs from base 37 to 1569 and encodes 510 amino acids. Lineage: Eukaryota; Metazoa; Arthropoda; Insecta; Coleoptera; Coccinellidae.
UAUUGACGGAAAAAAAGAGACAUAAUAUCAUAAAAAAUGAGUAUACAAGAUCCGGGGAUAUUUCCCCGGAUAAUGAGAUCAGUUACCCCUAAAACAGCCAUAACAAUUAAUAACUUGAAAGACGAGAAUAAAUUCUCGUUUGCAGACUUAACAUUGUUGAACAAUGAAAUUCAAAUUUUAAAAAAACAGGCCACGGAAGAAGGAGAUCACGAAAUGCUAUCACAAAUUCAAUCUCUUAGUCAAAACAUAAUAGCAAAAAAAAGUGCGAAUAAACAAUCCUUUACAUAUGCGGUGUCCGAUAAGGGACCUUAUACAGUAUUCAUACAAAGCAAAUCAAGAAAUAUUGGAAACCUCGAUCCAUUAUCGUUGGGAAAGAUGUUUUUCGAUAACGAUGAUUUCAAUUUUAAUAUAAAGAACAUAGCUAGGAAGGGAAGAAAUCGAAUUGGUGUAGACUUUGCUAACUCACGCGAGGCAAAUUUAUUUGUGGAAAAAAAUAAUUUCGUAGAUUACGAUGUUUUCAUACCUUCAUAUUUGUUAACAAGUAUGGGGGUCAUCUCAGAUAUCGGAUUAAGCAUCUCCGAGGAAGACAUUAUGAAACACGCGGAUUCAACAUCUGAAAUCAUAAAGGUACGACGCUUAAAAAGACGACAAACAAUAGACGGUAAAACGACUUACGUAGACGCGAAGUCAUGUGUGAUUACAUUCCGCGGAAAAAAUUUACCAAAUAACAUCAAACUAUUUCACAACAUAAUAUAUGUAGACCAAUAUAUAAGCCCGGUAAUUCAAUGCUAUAAUUGUUUGCGAUAUGGACACACAGCAAAACAGUGUAGGGGUAAAAAAAGGUGUAGAAAUUGUGGUUCACAGCACGAAGAGACAGAAUGCGAAGCAAAAAAACCAAUUUGUAUUUACUGUAGUCAAAACCAUUCUGCAGUAGAUAGAAUUUGUCCGGAAUUCGAUAGACAAAAAAGAAUAAAAGAGGCGAUGGCAGUUCAUAAAUACACUUACUUUGAAGCCAAUAUUAUUUUGAAAAACAAUAGUAGAAAUUUAUACGCGAAUGACAAAGAAUUUCCAAAUCUAACAAAAAAUAACAGAACUGAUGAAAAUAUUAUACGAACACCAGCUACCAUUAACAAUCAAUCGUACGCUCAGAAAGUUAAAGAAAGACAAACACAAACCGUCAACAACACACGUAGAGUCAGCACACCCAUUCAAAGAAAAAGACCACCCCCACAAAUACCGGGAUAUAAUCAUGAAGAACAUAAAAAAUGUUUAAUAGAUUCACAAUGUAAUGAUAAUAUCCCCUACGAUUGGGAAGAACUUAAAAAUAAUUCUAGAAAAGAAAAUUUCGAUAUAAUCGAUAACGACUCAAACAACUCACAACCAAAAAAAUCAGCGCAAGUAAAUUAUCUUCUCCCCCAUUAUUUUAAAAAUUCACCUAAUAGUAACAAUAGAAAAAUUCAACUACAUCAAGAUUAUAAAAUAAUACAAGCUACAGCAAUCGUUCAUCAGACAACAGACGAAUUUAAAAAUGACGAAGAAGACGAUAUGGAAAUCAAUUUAGAUAAUUAAAAUAAUAAAAAAAAAAAAAAUCUAAUGACAAACAAAAUAAAAAUUAUACAAUAGAAUAUUAGAUCUAUAAAUUCGAAUUAUGAAAAUAUGAUUAACAUUGCAAAGAGCUUUAAUCCAGAUAUAAUUCUACUAUCUGAAACCUUUCUUAAACCAAUUCAAAAAUUAACAUUAAAACACUACAAAACGGUAAGGCAAGACAGAGAUGACGGUUGACAAAUACAGUGUAUCAACGAUGAUGCGAUUGCGUUCCAAUCAUUGCCUGUCUCCGGAACAUUUAUUUAAAAUAAAAGUAUACGAUAGUCCUAAUUGUCAGUGUGCAGAAUACGGAGAUAUAGUACAUAUACUGUUUAAUUGUCAGCUGAACAGGCCCUGUGUACGUCAAAUAUCCUUUCCAUCCUUGGGAACAAGGGGAGAAAUAGUAAUAUAGUGACUGGGUACAUGACCUCCGGUCGAGCCCAAAUUGCCCUUCCAAUAAGGGUAACCUUGAAAGAAGAAGAAGAAGAAGAA